GUGAAAAAAUAACCGAGCCUGAUCUACGCCUAUUUGUAUUUGAGAGCUUUCACUCGUCAUAUGUUCAAACGCCUUUUACAUAUCAGUCCUCGGGCUCUUUUACAAACCCGAGGGACCUCCACAGAUCCCAAACUCUCAUCGGUGUUCCGUGAUAUCAAAUCGUAUUUGCGAUACGCCAAGGCAAAGGGCCUGAGCCCCCUCUCCACAGUGUUCCGCGGUACGCUCUAUGAGAUGUCUGCCAUGGAGGUUCUCCGACGCGACCUAAAGAUCCAAAAUCUCAGCCACGUGGGUGGUGCUUUCGACAACGGGCUCGACCUCAUAGGCUCGUGGAGUCUCUCCGGGCGCGUCGCGCCGGAGUACGUUGAUCUGGACGUCAAGCCGGCUACGCGUACCGUCUUGGGCACACGCGUCACGCCCUUGCUUACGCGUAACUUGCUCCAGGACGUACGGGUCAUUGUACAGUGCAAGGCGUAUACACAGAAAAUUACUGCUGCAACUGUGCGCGAGCUUGCAGGCACAUACCAGUUUGUUGUGCACCGGGUAGAGAAAAACCGCACCCUCUUUUUGCUCGUGGCACCGGUAGGGAUGACGCCUCAGGGCAUGGCUCAGACAAAUCGCUCUAACUUUCCAAUUAUAUACGUACGUAUCGAAGAGAGUGUACCAGUGAGCACGCGGUUGAAUAAGGGAGACGAGUACGAUCCAAGGAACUAUCCGUUGGGCAAAAUGAUUGCGUUUUACUGCAAUCCGUAUGCAAGGACAUUGCUCGAAGGUCUGACGGUUGUAGCGGAUUCAAAGAAGAUUGUCGUGGCUAGUGAGAAUUCGGAGGUGUGAUUUGGAGAAGAUGUUGCCGAAGUCAGCUGAUAAAUCGCCGUUCUCCAUUCAGCUUUGACUCCAAUUGAAGUUAGUGCAAACCAGCCUUGAAGCAAGCUAUUAGGCAUUGUUCUGAUAUACUGAGCCAGAUAUACUGGUAAGUGUCGGGGACAAUUUCUGGAUGUUCCGCCCAUAUCCUUCUUCUCGCGAGACCUUUGCGAGACGCCCACGCCCUACCGUCUUGUCCAAAAUUAGAGGGAUACACCCAA
Babjeviella inositovora NRRL Y-12698 is the source of this 1079-nucleotide messenger RNA. RefSeq lists its product as uncharacterized. Gene Ontology annotation, cellular component: mitochondrion. The record is from RefSeq and is a predicted model, not a curated record. The coding region runs from base 61 to 831 and encodes 256 amino acids. Lineage: Eukaryota; Fungi; Ascomycota; Pichiomycetes; Serinales. The transcript has a single exon.